AUGGCCACAGUGUGGGAAAAAGAGACAGUGAGCAAACAGCGUGUGAGGACAGGAGGCUGGGUACUGCAGCCCUGGUGGUCAGGGCGUGCGGCAGGGGCCUUUGGCGGCCUGUGGCGAGCAUUUCUCGGAUCUCCCUCCCUGUUGCACCUGCCCAGGCCUGAGCAAGAGCGGGGCCUUGCGAAACAGGGAGAAACCGAGGCGGCAGCCGCUGCAGCGUUCGGGAACAUGAUGCGGCAGAUGAGUAAUGAAAGGGCUUUGAGAACUAGAACUGGAGUCAUAGGAAAAAAGAAGAAAGUUCCAAGGAGGGUCAUCCACUUUAUUAGUGGCGAGACCAUGGAGGAGUACAGCACUGAUGAGGAUGAAGUCUACGGCAUUGAGAAAAAGGAUGUGCUGCCCACCAGUGACCCAACAAAACUUCCCUGGGGGCCCUACUUGUGGUUUUACAUGAUUCGGGCUGCCACAUCAACCCUCUCAGUGUGUGACUUUCUUAGAGAGAAGAUUGCAUCUGUUUUGGGUAUCAGCACCCCAAAAUACCAGUAUGCCAUCGAUGAGUAUUACCGGAUGAAGAUGAAGGAGGAAGAGGAGCCAGCCUCUGUCCCACCAUAGACCGAAAUGACUAUAUAUAAAGUGUUAAACCCUAAAUGUCAAUCAGGAACGUUGUACAUUUUGUUUAGUGUGAUUUAAAACAGCUAUUUAUAUUUUAAAUUAUUAAGGGGGAAAUCUUUCUUCAUUCUUAUGCUCUUUCACAGUCAGAUCUAAAGUUGGGAUGCCUUUAUGAGUAAAUAAGUGAUC
This is a messenger RNA of Phodopus roborovskii (desert hamster), 792 nucleotides long. Its product is annotated as protein FAM177A1-like. Lineage: Eukaryota; Metazoa; Chordata; Mammalia; Rodentia; Cricetidae. The record is from RefSeq and is a predicted model, not a curated record.